Oryza sativa Japonica Group (Japanese rice) is the source of this 3019-nucleotide messenger RNA. RefSeq lists its product as uncharacterized. NCBI's taxonomy places the organism in Eukaryota, Viridiplantae, Streptophyta, Magnoliopsida, Poales, Poaceae. The record is from RefSeq and is a predicted model, not a curated record.
UCUCGCUUUAUCUUCGAUUCUCCGUUUGCGCUAUCGUAACCCUUGUUUGCGAAGAGAAACGCCGUUCCCGGCGGAGGCACGGCCGGAAAACUUCCGCCGCCUCGCCUCGCUCCGGCGCACGUCGCCGGCGACGAGGGGCCGGGGGCAAACCGGUGGUCGGUCGGCCUGCUCCUCUCCUCCCCGCCCGUGCGCCUUCUCCCCUGCUGCCCGCGAGCAGGUGCGAAUCGAAUCGAAUCGAAGGUCAACCACGAUGAAGAAGCCCAACGUCGCCGCCAAGGUCAAGGCGGCCGCCGCCGGUGGGGCGGAUGGGGGGUCGUCCAAGGGGAGCCCUUCCACCCCUGCAUCGCUCAGGGUGACUAAGUUGGUCAAGGGGAAGGCGAAGGUGAAGGCGAAGGCUAGCCGGGAGAAGGCUGCUGCGCCAGCCGCUGCGGCUGGUAAAGAGGCCGCGUCCCUGGGUGAUGCUGGUGGCAAUGCUGAUGCAUCGCCUGCGGCUCCGGCUUUGCGACCGGCCGCGGUGGCUGAUGCGGACGGGGCAUCCAAGGGGAGCCCUUCCACCCCUGCAUCGGUCAAGAAGACAUCUAGGUUGAAUAAGGUGAAGGCGAAGGCGAAGGCUGCAGCAGCUGCUGCCGCUUCAGGGUCCCCAUCCGUUGGUGCUGCUGGUGGCAAUGCUGAUGCAUCGCCUGCAGCCCCGGCUCCGCGAUCAGCUACUGUGGCCGAUGGAUCAGCAGCUCGGGUGAUAUCGACGCCAGCGGCAGCUACGGCUGAAGCAUCAACGCCAAAGCGAAGGCUAAAGCUAAAACCAAAGCUGGCUGAGGCUAAUGCUAAUGCUAAUGCUGUAGUUGCCACCAAGAAUGGUGUAGGUGCUGAUAACAACGAUGGUGAUGCCAUCAAGAAGAGAAAAAGAGAGAUUGCUGGGGAGAGGACUAGCAAUGUGAAGGAAAGGAGGAAGGAGGAGGAGGGAAGCAAGAAGGAAGAGAGGCUUGACAGUAAGGGAGGAGGGCUUAUAUUCAUGUGUAAUGCGCAGACUAAACCAGAAUGCUUUCAGAGCCGCUUGUUUGGGUAUCCCAGAGGGAAAAUCGGAAUAGUUGAGAAGAUCCGACCAGGGAUGAGGUUGUUCCUCUAUGAUUUUGACUUGAAGCUACUUUAUGGGGUGUACAAGGCAGUAUCAAAGGGUGGGCUUGAUCUUGUUCGAGAUGCAUUCAGUGGAAAAUUCCCUGCACAGGUGAAAUUUAAGAUAGAUAAAGAUUGCCUUCCACUUCCUGAGAGCAGAUUUAAGGAUGCAAUCAGAGAGAACUAUAGUGCAAAGAGCAAGUUCAAUCCCGAGCUCAACUCUAGACAAGUCCAUAGGCUAAUAGCUCUAUUUGAGUCUGUGAGUGUACCUCAACCAGCUCCACAGAAGCCUCUUGAAGAGAUGCACCACUAUGAAGGAAAAACACAGCCACAUCAAUAUGAAGAAAGACGAUCUUCUUUGCCUGUCAUGCAUGUUCCUCCCCCUAAAGACUUAUACAGGGCAACACGCUUUGAUCCACAUCCAGUGGAUUAUAGGAUUGAUCAUUCUUUGUCUAAUGCUCAUGAUGGUCCCCACAUACAUUAUCAGCAAACACUUGUUGCACGCGAGUCUCAGCGUGUUCCUCUUGACAUAGAGCCUCGUCUUGUGCCGCAUGCCCUAGAGCCUCGUCAUGGCCCUUCUAUCCCAGAGAUUCAGCAUGUUCCACAUGCAUACUACCGCCAUUUGGCUCCAUCUGAUGUUCCAUAUUAUCGUUCUCAAGUGGAUCCACUGCCUGAUCGUGUUGCUGCCAGAACUGUGGCUGAUCCAUUUCUUUCAAGAGAUUAUACAGCAGUCCCAGCCACAAGAUCUGAUGGUGCUGCCCGUGUUGAGGAACUCAGGCGGAUAGGGGAUAUUGCUUCACUUGGUGCUCGGGUGGAGGAGCUCUACCGUCCAGGAGAGCUUGCUGCUCGCGGUUCUCGUGUGGAGGAGCUCUACCGUCCAGGAGAGAUUGUUGCUCGUGGUUCUCGUGUGGAGGAGCUCUAUCGUCCACGAGAGGUUGCUGCUCACAGUGCUCGCAUGGAGGAUCUGUAUCGUCCAGGAGAAAUUCCUAUCCGUGGUGCUCGUGUGGAGGAUCUGUACCGUCCUGGAGAAAUUUCUGCUCGUGCUGUUCGUGUAGAGGAUCUUUACCGUUCUGACCAACGCAUCACUCAUGCUGUGGACCUCCCUCUCCACGCACCCUAUCCAACAGCUCAUUAUGAGGUCCCCAAUCCCGCAUAUUCUGAUAUCAGUCAAAGGUAUGCCUCUACAAGGCUUAAUGCACCUGGUGCAUCGGUUUCGUCUCUCUAUUCCUUUCCUGGCGCGCCAGCGUAUCGAUGAUUGGUACUCUGAAUUUACCAUGUUUUUACCCUGAGCCGGUUAUACUGCUAGAUGCAUCGGUGCCAUUUAGAAGUUGUCCAAACCUUAGGAAACCUGGAUGGUUGUCACAGUUCCUGUCACUGUGGUUUGCUUUACCUGUAUUUUCUGUCCUCGUUGAUCUGCUCCCUGCACAAAUGAUGUCCUGGUCCAACCUUGUUCACCCAUGCUGUUGAAUUGUGCUGCAAAGUUAUAUCCAUGAAUCUUAAGCUCAUCUUUUUGUUUGCGUGUUGCCGCAUUCUUUUGGCCUUGGCAUUCCGCCAAGGCAACAAGGCUCAAGUAGGGCUAUGAGGCUGGGUGGUUUCGUUUGUGUUCUUUGAACCUUGGAUGAUUAUAAACUCUUGAUCCAAGACUAGGGAUGAAAGUGUAUUGGAUAGUGUAUAUAAUACAAACCCAGGAUCUGGUACAAAUAUUGUCCUCCUGAUUCCAAUCUGAUUUCAUCCCUAUCCAAGAAGAAGGCUAUAUAUGUGAUAUCCUUGGGCUGAUUGCAUCAUGAAAGCUGAGAAUUUUUUUUCGAGUUCUCAAUCGCAUUGUUGUGGAAGGUGAUGCAUUUUGCCUUCCUAUAAAUAUUAUAACCCUUGCUAAUUCGCUGGGGAUUGUAUUCUUCAAUUAUUUUUA